Molecule: messenger RNA, 6374 nt
Organism: Dermochelys coriacea (leatherback sea turtle)
Lineage: Eukaryota; Metazoa; Chordata; Testudines; Dermochelyidae
Gene: GPR156
Product: G protein-coupled receptor 156
Biological process (GO): gamma-aminobutyric acid signaling pathway; G protein-coupled receptor signaling pathway
Cellular component (GO): membrane; G protein-coupled receptor heterodimeric complex
Molecular function (GO): G protein-coupled GABA receptor activity
Source: RefSeq, a predicted model, not a curated record
AACCUGCACCUGUAAUCAUUGCUGUUCAUUUCAGUUAUAGGGUGAAUGGCCUUCUCUGUGGCCCACAGGUGCUGUCUUCAUUGCAGACCUACAGCAGUUUGGGGAGUGGGGAGAAGCUGAGGCUGUAUCCAUACAGCAGUGGAGGAGGCUGCCACCUGGUGAUGAAACAAUUGUUAUUGUCACUGGAAAAACGUGAGUUGCUGGAGGAAUUUGGCCCAGUGUUGGCCUCCCUCCCACUGCAGGACUGACUGCUGUCUUCCCCGCUGCCCAGAAAACAGGGCCGAAUGAAGACUAAGGAUGUGCUAUGGAGCCUGGAUUCAACUGCUCUGACUUGUGUGACAGCUACUCCAGUUGGAACAGCCAGGUGUGGAGGCAGAGGACCUUGCGGGAUCUCUGCACGAUAACGAUUACGACCUACAAUAGCAGCAGUCAGACCUUCCCUUCCUCCUCGGCUGCCCUCCUGGGAGUUGUGUGGACCUUCCUCACCGGUGGAGUCCUGCUGGCUCUUUUCUUUCUUGUCUUCACAAUUCACUUCAGGAAGAACAGAAUUGUGAAGAUGUCCAGCCCCAAUCUGAACAUUGUGACAUUGCUGGGCAGUGGCUUGACUUACACUAGCGCUUACCUCUUCGGGAUUCCGGAGCAGAGUUUGUUUUCUGGAGCCUCAAUGGAAAUGCUCAUUCAGGUGCGACUCUGCUUGCUGUGUGGAGCCCUGGUCUUUGGGCUUCUAGGGAAAAGCUGGCGGCUGUACAAAGUGUUCACACAGCGCGGUCCAGAAAAGAGGGUGAUUAUCAAAGACCUCCAGCUGCUGGUGAUGGUGGUAGUGCUGGUGCUGGCAGAUGCCAUGCUGCUCACAACAUGGAUUUUCUCUGAUCCAGUUCAGUGUUUCCGAAGCUUCAGUGCAUCCCUGAGGGUGACUGACAAGGGCAUGACCUGUUCGGUGGGUAGGAUGCAGUUCUGCGCGUCUCUCUACUCCGAACUUUGGCUCAUUCUCAUUUUAGGGUUUAAGAGCAUCCUGUUGAUGUAUGGGACAUACCUGGCUGGUCUGACAGAUAAUGUCAGCGCUCCACCAGUGAAUCAGUCCUUGAUCCUCAUUGUUGGGGUCAACCUCAUUUUCCUUGCUGCUGGGACAGUUUUUUUAGUUAACUGGUUUUUCUACACUUGGCACAACCUGGUCUUUGGUUUUACAUCUGGAGGCAUCUUCAUCUGUACAACCACAAUCAAUUGCUUCAUCUUUGUUCCUCAGCUCAGGCAGUGGAAAGCCUUUGAGGAAGAACAGAACCAAACCAUUAGCCACAUGGCAAAAUAUUUUACCAGCCCCAGCAAGAGCUUCCACUCCAUGUACAGCGAAGAGCAGAUCUGCCAGCUGAUAGGGGAGAAGAACUCCAUGCAACGGCUGCUUACUGAGAAAAAUGCUGUGAUCGAAAGCCUCCAGGAGCAAGUGAACAAUGCUAAGGAGAAGCUGAUGAGGCUGAUGUCUGCAGAGUGCAGCUAUGAUUCGAUGGACCUCGCUGUUCCUUCCACAUCCUUCUCCAUCUUGCCUCAGAACUCAGAUAGCCAUGUUGAGUCCAGUGGUUGUGCCAUGGAAGCUGAAGGGCUGCAUGGAGACUAUUUUCCCCCUGGUCAAGAGCAGAACCCUUGGCACCGUCCCAGUCUCCCAGAUACACAGUGCAGUCCAGUAUCUGUUGGCAAACAAAAUUGUGUUGGUAUCAUCCAGAACUUUAAACAUAUAAAGCACCAAAACACUCCACCAGAAGAUCUUAGUUGCUAUGAGGCACUGCUUUUUGACCCUAUGGACAUCUCCAACAGCUCUAAGGAUGUCCAAGAGCAAUGGAGGUCUCCAAACAACAAGAAAUAUAUCGACAAUCCAUCAAUACCAUUGAGCCAGAAUCUCUCAGCAGUUGAUGGAAGAGCAGAGCAACCAGAGAGCUCAGCAGCAAUCAAGGAGCAGCCCUCAAAGGUCAGUGAAAAGUUGCAGGAAAUCUUGCAAGAGCUUAGCAUUGGCGGCAUAGUUAGUGCCCAGGUGUCACCCAGGGGGCCUAGGCAACCCAGCCACAAUGCAGAACAUGAAAAGAGUGCAGCCUGGAGAUCCUGGGAGAGUUACACAGGCAUUUGCACUUACCUUAGUCCUUACCGGACAAGACGGCGAAGAAGAAGAAUCCCAGUCCAUCCACCUUCCACCUACUUUCCUGCGCCUAUGACCCCACAAGCGAGGUGUCUGAGGAACAAGGCAGUCAGCAGGACACAGAGUGGACAGAGCACUUGGAGCCGUGACAGAUUAACACAAACAUCUCCAGAUAAAGCAAGUGACACCAGUGAUGGAAGGUUCCUCUAUCAGCCAUCACCCUCCUCAUCAGUCAUCCACAAAAUGUGCAACUUCCAGCUGAAGCAUAGGAAGAACUGGCCUGAAGAACAAAGCUGUGAAGGGAAUGGCCAAGUUUCAAACAAACACCAAGGCUCUGCCCAAGUGAAGAACCACAAUGCUCUGUUGUAUCCCCCCAGUCCCCUCAGCCUCCAGCAGCAGCAGGGGGAUGCUGGGAGGGACCUGGAACAACCCCUUGUGCCCUCCCUGUGCCUUUAUCCAGACUCUGACUCCAGUAGCAGCUCGGAGGAGAUGUUCAGCUGCUGCCACAAGCCUCAUUGUGAAAUCUGCUUCCACAGCCCUGUUGACUCCAGUGACAGUUGCACCACUGACACAGACCCAGAGCCUGGUGGGUCCUUAGCCCACUGGGCAAAGCUUUAUGGCAGGCCUCAGCCCAUUGUGAACUUCAAAGAUGAUCUGAAACCCACAUUGGUGUAAAUGUAAAUGAAGAUGUCCUAUUCCAGAGGCAUCCCCCCAGACAAGUUGCGUUUUAAACAGUAUGGAAGGAACGCACCAUCUGAGGGAAGUGUGUUGCUCAGAGGACUGGGAAUGGGAUAUAAAGGCCCAGAUUCACAAAGCUGCUUAAGUGCUUAAUUCCCAGUGAAAUUAAUGGGAGUUAGGUGCCCAAGUACCUUUGUGAAUCUGGGCCAAAGCUUUUACCUGUCUGGAUGCUAACUGAGAUCCAAUCUAGGUCAGGAGUGACUGAAAAUCACAACCACCUGAUAGCCGGUUAGUGGUAUUAUUGAAAUGAGUUGGUCGUUUUAAUCCAGUUGCUAUGGACAGGUGCCCACAUCACAUACAAACUCAUCACACUAAUUGGCCUUCUUGUCAGCGCUCUGAGCAGGGAGGCCAAGGAUUGAAUUGACCAGGCUGACUGGACUACCCUCUCAUCCUAGAAGGCUGCGUCUGGGUAGGAGAUGAUUUGCACAGAUCGGGAGCAGUGUAUGGGAAAGACUUGAAUAGCUCUGACCCAUGCUCUCCCUGCUCUGUACGGCGCACAGCCAAACAGAGACCUUCCGUCCCCCGGAGCUGUCAAUCUGGAACCUUUCACCAACAUUGCAUUCAAUUAGAAUUUGUAAAAAAGAAAUUUGGAAUUAUUUUCACCUUGGCAUUCAGCCUUAAUGAGCUAGUCUCUCAACACAGCAAGAAUCUGGGGGUGGCAGAAAACACUAGACUUCCUAUUUCUGUUUUGUGGUCUCUGAGCAAGCUAACGAAAUCCAGGGCUGACUUCUCCAGACCUGACUUCGCAUUUCGCUCAGUUUAAAUAUAUGGCAGCAGGUAGAUACUGAGAAGAGUUGAAGAGGGAAAGCUGAAAAAGCUUGACAGCACUGCAAUUUUUUAAAAUUGGGUUUGUGGCCUUUUGUGCUUCUUUAUGGUGGACACAAUAGGUGAGAAAGGUUUGGAGUUUCUUAUAUUUUCUGUUCAUUUUUACCUUAGAUGUAUCAGGAAUAUCAAAUCUGGUAUCCCUGCUUUUGCUGGAAGACCUCUCGUGGGAGACAACCUCAGAUAGUUCUUGCGAUCUGACACAUCUUUAUAUAAGAGGAGAGGGGUGCUGAAAUUUGGUUGAAUGGAGGUCUGUGUUAGACAGGCAUUAACAAAAAUCAAACAGUUUUAAACAAUGUAAGUAAAAAUCCGCUUUCAAUUACUCUCUGGCAAUGUCAGAAUUCUACUAGUGCUCUAGCCCAGGGGUUCUCAACCUUUUUCUUUCUGAAGCCCCCCCAGAAUACGAUAAAAACUCCAUGGCCCACAUGUGCCACAAUAACUGGUUUUCUGUGUAUAAAAGCCGGGGCUGGCAUUAGGGGGUAGCAAUCAGGGCAACUGCCUGGGGCCCCAUGAAGCUACAUUACUCAGGCUUCGGCUUCAGCCCCAGGUGACGGGGCUCAGGGCCCUGAGCUUCAGCCCCGUGAGGUCGGGCUUCGACAUUCUACCCUGGACCCCAGCUGGCCCCAGUCUAAUGUCUUUCUACCCUGGGCCCCAGUCUAAUGCUGGCCCUGCUUGGCGGCUCACCUCAAACCUGCUCAUGGCCCCCGAGAAGGCCCCAGCCCCCUGGCUGAGAACCACUGCUCUAGCCCACAUAGAAUCUUCCAGGCUUGACAAGGCCUGGAUUUCUAAGGUAAAAACGAUCAAAAAUGUAUCUUUUGAAUACCCCACCUUUCAGCCCUGCUUUGUCCAUAGUAAAGACACAAACAAGGACACCAUCCCAAUUUUGUUUUCCUUCACUAGACACCUCUAACGUUUAAAGAGAACCAGUUUCCCUCUAGCUGUAUUCAUUCCCAAGCUGCUGUUUCCAUAGCUGUCUAAGCAAGUGUUUGGGGCUGCCCGGUGUGACAGUUCUGUUGCUGAUGAAAUGCAUUAAAUAUGUGGAACCUACUGACACAAAGUAAUCAUGCAGCGUGGGCCACAUAUACAGGUGCACAAGGUGGGGAAGGAGCAAAAGACUUCUCUCAAUGCACCCCAGCACUGGGACUGGCCACCAGCUCCCCUGGCAUACAAGGCACCCUAAGGAGGUUGGGGGACACAGGAGCGUGGUUUAGAAAAAGAUAUAGCAAUAUGCACUCUCCCCCUGUUUGCUUGGGAGCUCCAGCAGGCAUUAAUGCUCAGAGCCUGGCAGUGCUUCCAUAGGGGAGUGGUGCAGAGUUAAUUCAAAUCUGUGAACAAGCCCCAGCUGAGCUCUGCAUGGCGAACCAUACCUCUUGGACUGAGGGGAAGAUGCUGGAGCCUGGUGUGAAUGAAUGGUGCAUAGAAUAGAAUUUUGCUGAUGUUUUAUUUAUAGCCAUUAUUUUUGUGACAGGCUGCUUGGAGCUCAGCUUGCCCAGCUCGCCCAGCUGGAAGUCACUCCAGCUCUGUCUCUCGUAGAGCUGGGAUGCCCUGCGGGACAAGUGCAACCUGCAGAGACCUAAGCAGUGGCCUCUGGUUGAGCUUUCCCUGCAAGUACAGGCAGUGCACACCUUUGAAGGACUCAAACAUACAAUGGUGGUUCCUCAGUUACGGUGGGUGCUGCUACAACAGGCUCAGCAGAUCUUAGGGGAUGCUCAUGGAGAUGCAAAUCAGGGGGAGCCCACAGAACUCGGGGCAAAUUGCCAGGGAGUUCCUUAGUGUUGUAAAGUUGGGGCACCUCUGAGGAACUGUCAGGUCUGUGAGCGUCUUGUGGGUAUUUUACACCAGGCAAGACAGGCAUAGAACAAACAGUCCCUAGUCUUAGGCAGCUGACACUGGAAAAAGUAGCUGUAGUGCUGAGCUCUGACCAUGAGAGGCUGCUGCUGCCCUGCCUCCCCUCCCAGCUUUCCAUCCCUUUGCUGGGUGGCUCCACACAGGAGGGGGAGCUAGAGUGGGCAGGCAGCAGGGCAUGCUUUCCACUCCCACCUCAGUGUAGCAAAGGUGUGAUUUGCUGAGAGACUGAACUGUACUGCCUGGCCCCAGUCACCUGACCAAGGUCAGGGUUACAGAAGGUCAAUAGCCUUGUUACUUGGGAGGCGUUGGUGUCUAGGAUGCUGCCCUGUGCAGUGGACAAGGCUGGCUGCAAGUGAAAAGGAGGAGGUAUAAAGCCUUUUAUUAUUAUGGGGUCUGUGUGCUGGGCAUUGUACAAGCACAUAGAAAAAAAUAGUCCCUGCUCCAAAGAGCCUGCAAUCUAAGCCUGUCCUCCUAGGAAGGAUAUGUCUCCUUGCUGUACCCUGAGCCAACAGCCUAUCACAUGGAACUCAAAAGGCAGGGUAAGUGCCUGCUCCCAACUGGUGGACAGGUGAUCUCUGUGUUAAUUGUUCCUGUUGCUGAGCGCACAGUCCAUUGCAUUCACUGUAUUUCAGGUGUGUGUGUGUGUGUGUGUGUGAAAGAGAGUUUGUGAUUUCUGGUUUCUCGUUUACUUGAAUAUCUACGGAGUAACCCCUGGCAAUCCCUUAUUCUUCAUGCCAGGGUUCUAUAACUCUUUCACAGUGUGAAGAACAUUUUAAUAGAGAGCUUGUCGCUUCACAUCCCUGUGGCAACUACAGCAUUUGUUUACAUUGAAAAGUAACGUUAA